Mytilus trossulus (common blue mussel) is the source of this 1894-nucleotide messenger RNA. RefSeq names its product protein henna-like. NCBI's taxonomy places the organism in Eukaryota, Metazoa, Mollusca, Bivalvia, Mytilida, Mytilidae. Bases 159 to 1268 code for a protein of 369 amino acids. The record is from RefSeq and is a predicted model, not a curated record. Gene Ontology annotation, molecular function: oxidoreductase activity, acting on paired donors, with incorporation or reduction of molecular oxygen, reduced pteridine as one donor, and incorporation of one atom of oxygen; iron ion binding. The transcript is spliced from 12 exons. Gene Ontology annotation, biological process: aromatic amino acid metabolic process.
CAACUAGUGCAGCCCAGAUAGGCAACAUCGAAGCUGUGAAGUUAACCACUCAGUUCGAUAAUUUAAUUCCAGCACUUACAAUAUUCAAGAAACAUGAUGUUAAAAUAUCUCAUGUCGAAUCUCGUCAAUCAAAAGAGUUCAAAGAUUGUCAUGACUUCAUGGUGGUACCAACAACUCAAAUGAAUGGUUUACAAACGGCUAUUGACGAGCUGAAGAAAAUAGGCAAAUGUGUCACCAUAGUUGGCGAAGACAUAUGGAUCCCAAAACACGUUUCAGAUCUUGACAGAUAUGCAGAUAAAGUUCUAAGCGCCGGAGAGGAUCUAGAAGCAGACCAUCCUGGAUUUAAAGAUGCAGUAUACCGGAAGAGAAGGAAGUAUUUUGCAGAUAUAGCUUUGAAUUACAAACAUGGCGAAUCUAUUCCACGUGUACAGUAUACGAAGGAUGAAGUAAAAACAUGGAACGCAAUCUAUACAAGAUUAACAGCAUUAUAUCCGAAACAUGCUUGUAAGGACUUUCUGGAAGCAUUUCCACUUCUACAACAGAAAUGUGGAUAUAGUGCUGAUAACAUUCCACAGCUGGAAGAUAUAUCAAACUUUCUGAGAGAUCGUUCCGGAUUCUCACUACGACCAGUAGCUGGUUUGCUAUCAUCACGAGAUUUUCUGGCAGGAUUAGCUUUUCGUGUCUUUCAUGCAACUCAGUAUACUAGACAUGGUUCGAAACCAUUAUAUACACCCGAACCAGAUGUCUUCCAUGAGUUACUAGGUCACGUGCCCAUGUUUGCAGAUCCUGAUUUUGCACAGUUCUCACAAGAAUUAGGAUUAGCCAGUUUGGGAGCUUCAGAAGAGGAUGUUAAAAAGCUUGCAACGCUGUACUGGUUUACCAUAGAGUUUGGACUCUGUCGUGAAGGAAAAGAUGUGAAGGCGUAUGGUGCUGGAAUUCUGUCUUCAUUUGGAGAAAUAGAAUACUGUCAGACAGAUGAACCAGAGAGACGAGCUUUUGAGCCAGAAAAAGCAGCUAUUCAGGAAUAUCCUAUUACUAGGUUUCAACCAAUAUACUAUGUAGUUGAUUCGUUUAAGUCUGCUAAAGAUAAAAUGAAAGAUUAUGCACUUAAGAUUCCACGCUCAUUUAAUGUGCGUUACAACCCUUUUACCAAAAGAAUAGAUGUCAUCGAUGGGACAACAGGAGUGGUUACUCUAGUCAAAGAAUUACAAGGUGAAGUCACCAUGCUACAGGAUACACUUACAAAGAUUGGAAGUUUUAGAGAGUAAAUGGUGCACAAUUGAAAACAUUUUGAAAAAUAUAUCAAUGUAUAUACAUUAUUUGAUGAAUCUCACAGCUAGAGAUGAUCAUAUCACUAGACAUUACUAUUACUUAAUACAGAAAACACUGCAUUAUUUUAUUAUGUUUUAGUCUCUUGUAAUGUAGAUUAUAUCAACUUAAGUUCCAAUAAGGUACAAUUUGAGACAAUUUACAUUUCAACCAUUAACACACAAGGUGUGUCAUGACUUUCAUGCAUUUAAAUAUACUUUCUUGGAAUCGUUUUUUUUUAAAUUUUAGUUUUCCCUCGGCAAUAUGAGAAGCCCUCUCUUUAUAUAUGAUUAAUAAAGAGAAAACUAUAUUAUAUAAACAUUUAAAAAAAUUAAAUUGAUGAAGAAAAUAUGUGGAAAGCUAAACGAAAGAAAGUUUUAAAAGAUAGAUAAGAACACAAAAUGAAUGAUUAUUAGAAAAAAAUCUUUGUGUAUUAUAAGACUGGUAUUCACUUCAUUGUUAUGUUCCUGCUAUGCUAUCAGUACAAAAGAAACUAUGUCGUACGCUUUUAUACAGGUAAACAUGCCUUUUUUUGUGAAGGUGUUCCUAAGCUAUCAUUUUCGUCAAUAAAUUUGUUUUUUUGGUU